This is a messenger RNA of Penicillium odoratum, 2775 nucleotides long. RefSeq lists its product as uncharacterized. The transcript has a single exon. The coding region runs from base 1 to 2775 and encodes 924 amino acids. The record is from RefSeq and is a predicted model, not a curated record. Lineage: Eukaryota; Fungi; Ascomycota; Eurotiomycetes; Eurotiales; Aspergillaceae.
AUGGCAAAUCCUCUUUCCCCUCUCAGGUCCUCUUUUCAGAACGCGCGAGCGCUUUCUCCCAAGCUCGGCUCGUCGCCGUUCCUCACCAAAACAAUCGAAGAACAAGCCGACUCAGGACUUCGCGUUCCGUCAAGUCCGUUAAAAAAAGCAUGGACAGCUCCUGAAUCAUCAAGACCCGAUAUUGGCUACACGAAUGAAAACUACAUACCUAACGACAAUGACGACUUUCAAGAUACCGAUAGCUCGCCAUUCCGUGAUGAUGCGCGAGAAGACACAGUUGAUUUCCACAAAAUGCAAGAGUUCCAACAGCGAACACCCUCACAAUCACGACAUCGCUUUGGGAUGGCGCCAGUAGAAGACCCUAUGAGUUCUCCUUUCCGACCGGACGGAAAAGAUGAAACAGUGGAUUUUCAAAGACUGCGUGAGAUACAACCAAUGUCGCCCGGCCUGAGUAAGCGUCUUGCGAUCGAUAACCCGGCUAGCUCUCCAUUCCGUCCGCAAGGGAAGGAUGAGACUGUGGAUUUUGAUCGUUUGUGUGAGCUGCGGGCCGAGUCACCUGGUUUCGAUCAAGAGUCUCUGGACCCCGACAGCUCUCCACUACGCCCCGACCCCAGAGAACAAACCAUCGAACUUGAUGACCUCCAAGAGUACGAAUCCAAACGUGAUUCUAUUGGUGAAUCCGAGUCACUUCCUCCGGUGGCUCACAGUUCACCUUUCCGACCCGAUGCCGGAGAUGACACGAUCGAUAUGCAAAAACUGCGCCCAAAAGCCCGCAUAUCGCUGGGCAUGGAGAUCAGUCCGUCUAAUGCUGCCACGCCCCGAAAGCGUUCAUUUGAUCAGACCCCGUAUGAUCACGAUGAUGACAAACAUACUAAUGAGCGGGCGAAAAAGGGCAUGCUUAACAGAGCUGACGGUCCUGAUAUUCACGUCGACAUUGACGAGGAGUCCAGCAUUAUUCAUGACCAAAGUUUGCUUUCAACUAUUAGUGUCACUCAAGACCCGUCUACAAUCGGAAAUAGUAUGAUUGAAGACAAGCAAAAUGAGGGCAUGAGUACAGUUCUCCACGAUGGUGACGAAAUGGCAGAUAAGGAAAAUACAGACCACUCUGCGGGAGAUAAUGCUAUGCCGAGUGACGAUGAUUGCGAUGCCAUGGAUGAUACUGGCCUGAGUAAUUUCUCCGUGCUACCAGACAUGACCUCCUUUGCGAAGCUUCGUGCCGAUUCGCCUUUGAAGUCCAUGCGUGGCAGUUUUGGGCCCAGCCCAGGCCCUAGUACAGACAUCUCCCGUCGCAGUGUCGACCCAGCAACUCCAGGCACUGGGCGCAGAUCGCACAAGGCCGGUGCCCUGCUCGAUAUCGAUUCACCGAUGGGAUCGCCUACUCCUAGGCGACGAGUUUCUCGAGAUGUUGGCAACCCCAACAAUACUCCCAGCUUGCUCGAAUUUUCCGAUCAAAUGAACUUCUACCCCCGUCACUCAAUGCAACAAAAUUCCCAGUACUCACCACGCCGGUCUCCUAUGAGAAAUGUGCGGCAAUCCAUGCGUUCGCCAUCGAAAUUAUCUCUCCUGGAUUUCGAUAUUCCGCCCGCACCAACACCACGCUCCAUCCCCACUGUCACGCCCCGCGAGUUGGAGUCGCUGAAAUCCGGCUUCAUGUCAGAAAUUUCCUCGCUCAAGGCCACUCUCAGUGGCAAAGAGGCGGAAGUCGCCUGUUUGAAGACAGCAGUCGGGGAUGCAGAGAGACGAGUUGGAGAAGCCUUGGAAGAAAUUCGCAAUGAAGCUGCUCGGAGAGAGACAUUGGAAAUUGAGCAGGCUGAAUGGGAUCGUCGAGGCAAGGACAUGGAACGAGUCCUGCAAUCCGUCCGCGAUGAGUUGGAAGAGGGCGAACGUGAGCGAGAUCGGCUCACCCGAAGGGCUGAAGAGGCAGAGAAGAGGAAGGAACAGCUCGAAGGCAGAGUUGUAGAGCUUGAGAGUCAGUUAUCAACCGCGCGUUCUUCCACAUCAGAAUCUACAACCGCUCCGGGAUCGCGACGGGCCUCACAAUCGGCCGAGGACACUGCACGGGAAGUGCAAGAUGCCGUUGAGAAGGUCGCUCGUGAGCUUCACACCCUCUACAAGGGCAAGCACGAGACUAAGGUUGCGGCGUUGAAGAAGAGCUAUGAGGCUCGCUGGGAGAAGCGUCUUCGGGAGUCAGACAACAAGCUUACCGCCGCUCGCGAGGAAAAUGAACGGCUCAAGGCUGAGCGUGACGCUGCCGACUCCGAAUCCAUAGCAGCUGCUAACGUCAGUAUGAUCGCCCGUGAAAACGAUGAGCACGAAGCCCAAAAGCGUGUCUUUGAGGCUCAAAUCCAGGGUCUGCAACAGGAGAUGGCGGUAUUGAAGGAAGACAGCGAAAGAUUGCGAUCCGAGCUCAAAACUGAGCGUGCUGAAAAGGGAGAGCUUGUUGCCGCUGUAGAUGAGUGGUUGAACAUCCAGCAAACCCAGCCCGCUCCAGCUCAGCAAUCUGAACGGGCAGCUUCUGUUUCAUCUGCUGGUGUCCCCGAAGAGGAUUACCAAUCGGCUAGUGAAGCUCCUGUCGAGAACUUUCGUCGGAGUGUGAGCCGCUCUGGAUCUAGCGGUAUCCGCCCUCCCUCCACGACUGAGAAGAAAAGCCGGUUCGGAGCCCCAGCUAGUCAUUCUCGUGGUAACAGCGGAGGCAAAUCCGGCAUUGCUGUGUUCACUCCUGGUAGAGGUGGAAUCAUGAGCUCCAUUGAGCGGAUGGGACGUGGAGGUGCUUAG